Nelumbo nucifera (sacred lotus) is the source of this 2587-nucleotide messenger RNA. RefSeq names its product putative E3 ubiquitin-protein ligase XBOS32. Gene Ontology annotation, cellular component: nucleus. The record is from RefSeq and is a predicted model, not a curated record. Lineage: Eukaryota; Viridiplantae; Streptophyta; Magnoliopsida; Proteales; Nelumbonaceae. Gene Ontology annotation, biological process: positive regulation of transcription by RNA polymerase II. Gene Ontology annotation, molecular function: transcription cis-regulatory region binding; protein binding.
UUUUUAUUGGAGUUUUAGGAAGGGAAGUAACAAACCAACCACCGCUUGACUGAGUUUCCAAUCACGGAGACACGCUUUUCUUGCAGGCUUGUUGGUUGGAGACUGCAGUAAAAGUAGUUGUCUCCCUAAUCCUUAAAAAUUCUCUUAAUUUCCUUCUUUUUUUAUUUGAAUUUCCAUUUCUCUGUUUUUUUUUUCACAAUUACAUCGCAUUCUUCGUUUUGCUCCUUUUGCUUCCCAUAAGAAAUAGACAGCUUGUGGGAAUUGUAUACAAUCUGGGUAUUGAUCGAAACAGAUAAAGAAGGAGAAAUUCGAUGUGGGUAUCGGGUAUCUUGGCUCUCAAUGGAAAAAUUUGAUGUGGGUUGUGGUUAUUCUUAUUGAAAAAAUAACGGAAUUUGAGGUUAAAAAAGUUGAAGUUCUUGUUGCCUUGUUUUGUCGAAGGUCCAGAAUUCUUUUACAAGGAAUCUUUGAGCGGUCACAUUCGGAUUGAUUUUUUAAUGAGUGAUUCUGAUGUGGGUAGCUUUUCUUUUGGUGAGAAUUUAGGAUCUAUGUACAGGGAGAGAGCAGGGUUCUUCCCAUUUUUCUAUUAAUCUUGUUGGGUUUUGCUUGAGGUUAGUGAGAUAUCCAAGCAUCUAUUCAAUUCUCUUGUAUGUAUUAUUGAAAAUACCGGUAUAGGUUGUGAUUAGUUUGGGUAAAGGUUAAAGAAUUUUGUGCAGAGUGAAAGAGAGAGAAAGACAGGCCUGAGUUUUAGUUUUAUUCGUUUUUUUCUGUAAAAUUCAUGGAUGAACUGCUUGAGUAGUAAAAAAUUAAGGGAUUUUUUCGGGAGGGGAAACCAAGUCCUUGUUUUUCUUUCUUGUAUAGUUGUAUAUUGUUUUGGGUUGUAAUCGUUGAAGAUCAUGAGAUUUCUGAGCAUCAUGGGCAAUUCCUUUGGAUGCUCUGCGUCCGGGGAGAGGCUGGUUUCCGCUGCAAGAGAUGGGGAUCUUCAGGAAGCUAAGGCUUUAUUGGAAUAUAAUCCACGUCUGGCGAGGUAUUCCACCUUUGGCGUUCGUAACUCUCCCCUCCAUUACUCUGCAGCUCAGGGCCACCAUGAGAUUGUGUCUCUCUUGCUGGAAUCUGGAGUGGAUAUUAAUCUCAGGAAUUAUAGAGGGCAGACUGCUUUGAUGCAAGCAUGUCAACAUGGACACUGGGAAGUUGUUCAGACACUGAUGCUUUUCAAAGCAAAUAUUCACAGACAGGAUUAUCUUAAUGGGGGUACAGCACUCCAUUUUGCUGCCCUUAAUGGGCACUCUCGAUGCAUCCGGCUACUUCUUGUGGAUUACAUUCCUAGCAUUCCUGAUUUUUGGAAUAUUCUAAGGAAAAGAUCUGCUAAAGGAGAACAUAAGAUGGAAUUUGAUGAAGGUGCUCUCUCAAAGGUAAUUAAUAAUCCUGCUGAUGGAGGUAUUACAGCCCUUCAUAUGGCAGCAUUGAAUGGGCAUGUUGAGAGCGUACAGUUACUUUUGGAUUUAGGAGCCUCGGUUUCUGAGGUUACUGUGGAAGAUGGAACAACAAUUGACCUGAUUGGUCCAGGAAGCACACCACUUCAUUAUGCUGCUUGUGGUGGAAGUGCACAAUGUUGUCAGGUUUUGAUUGCUAGGGGUGCCAGGGUGAAUUCUGAAAAUGCCAAUGGAUGGACUCCUUUGAUGGUGGCCAGAUCGUGGCACAGAGACUGGCUUGAGGGAAUUUUAAGCAGACAGCCAGAAGGCCGGCCACAAAUUCUUCCUUCACCAUAUCUUUCUCUCCCCCUUAUGAGCAUUGUUAAAAUUGCCAGGGAAUGUGGAUGGAGGAGCAGUGAUUCACAACCCACGUGCCAUGACCCAUGUGUUGUUUGUUUGGAGAGGAAAUGCACAGUAGCUGCUGAAGGUUGUGGUCAUGAGUUCUGUACUCGGUGUGCCUUGUACCUCUGUUCCACCAACAGCACCUCUACUGUUGCACAUGGACCUCCAGGCUCAAUCGCAUGUCCUCUUUGUCGACAUGGUAUAGUUUCAUUCACCAAGCUUCCAGGCACUGGCCCAGUAAUUAAAGAGAUUGCAAGGACAAGCUUAUCUUUGUCCCUAUGCACAUGCUCGGGUGAAAAAUCAGACCCCACAAUGCCAAACCAAUUCUGCAAGCCUGAUUUCCAUUUCACCCGGAUUUCACCUCUAGGCUCAUCCUCCUUCAGAACGCUCAACUGCCAACUGUUCCAAUCAGUGAAGCUCAAUUCAAGCCUUUGCCUGGGAGCUCCGGACACUAGCCCUUCGCUAAUUCCUUGUUCCACCAAUAGGAGCCUACAGAACCAAGUGAGCAGGUGUUCAAGACCGAACUUGAGACGAUCAGCUUCUCACAGCGAGGGUAGAAGGUCUUGGCUCUCUGCAUUCAAUCAAUACGUUCUAACAGGCAGUGGAGGCUGAAAUUUUACUACUAUAAAUUACUCUUUUCUGUCACAAUGUUCCUUGGUAUUUCAAAAAGAUUGAACUGCUGUGUUUUUUUUUUUCCUUGCAGGUUUGUAAAUAUAGAAAUAUCUAUUACCAUGUAUACAAAUCAAAAUUCCCUAGUCAUUCAGGCAUAUUGUUAA